AUGUCUCACGACCGCGUAUCCGCUCCUCAUCCGUACCCUGCAAGAGCCAGUGGGCUUUCCCGAAUUCGACCGCUGCCCUCGAACGACGAGGUAUCUCGUCGUGAUGAUCACACGGAUUCAUUCGACGGGGAACCUAACAUCCUCACUGCCAUCAUCAAAAGCUGGAGCACUCUCAUCAAGCAACGACCUUCGACGAUGCACUCGAUUGUUUCGUCUCUGAAUUUGUGGACGCCAGUUUCUCCUGCGGGUCUACCGACUUCCGCGAUCAAAAGCGCGGAGAACGGCAUUCGAAUAUUACUUGUACACAGGUCUUCAUGGUUCGGCCUUCGGUGGCCAAUCAACGAAGCCCCCGCCGUACAGGUUCAACGCAUGGAACGUGCUCCCGCCGAAGAGAAAGCACGAAAGCAGCUGUCACAGCUGCAGCGACCGAGGCAACACGCAAACACCAGUCUCCAUCUAUUCCUCCAGGAAGAACAAACAGAUCCUAAACGUCUAAAAGCCGAAGUUAAUAAUGCCGGGGUGAACUCUGCGAAAUUCCUCGCUGCAUUCGAUUUUACGACACUUCCGAUCGGAUUCGUAAUGGACCUCAUUGUUGCUAAUCUGCAAGCGUUCUUAGAGCCCGCAUUAAUGAACUUGGUUCAAUCGUAUCAACAAAGCAGAGGUUUACCAUCCGUACUGCCAGCUAAGCCCCCUCAAACACCAGAUUCUAUUGUUCGUACCGAAGGUACAUCAGUCAGCGAGACACUCGCAGGUGCCGAGGCUGUCAAGGAGGAAGCUGUCGACCAAUUGGAAAUGGGGUAUGAUCCAGACAAAUCGAACUUGGAGGUUAGUCUUUGGUUUCCGCUGUGGUCGGAAUCACCUGACCCAGCGUUCGUUAUCAAGCUUUCCGGUGAAGAGGCUGCCACCUGUGAGGAAAUGAUAUCACUGAAUAUUUCUGAUGACUUGCCCUUUGUCCUGUUUAAUUUCAAGCCCCUAGGACCUGCGGCAUAUGACUUCCAUAGGCAGUCGUCAGACUUGUUCUUCACUCGCAUGAUCAUUAAGGUGGUUAUGAUUCCCGGAGCUUCUGAGUCUCCAAAAGACGACGACAAAGCGAGUAAUGUGGCGGAAACUCAGCUAACGGCACUGUUAUGCCUGGCAAUUACUUGGAUGAAUGAAGAGUGGCGAACGACCGGAUACGAAGUGCCGCUGACCCCAAUCGGGCCGAGUUACGAGUUGUGGCUAAACCAAAUCAUUUCUACGUAUCGGACCGUUCUGGAAGGCAAGGCUGACGGAAAAUCGGACAGUAGAGACAAAGCGUUCUGGAGGUUUUUGUUGGACUUGCCAGAUGUACCUGGGAACGUUUUGGACAUACUCUGUGACCUUUGCGCCGAGGACGCACGCGGGCUUCACGACGCUUCGAGACUUGUUUUGGAGUGGCCAUCAUUACGGGCGAAGGCAUUGCGCGUGCUAUUGGAUUUGACGACUCAUCCAGAUUCGGUUGCACGGCGUGCAGCUACCAAUACGGUGAGGCAGUGGGUCCAGGCGUAG
Molecule: messenger RNA, 1527 nt
Organism: Pisolithus orientalis
Lineage: Eukaryota; Fungi; Basidiomycota; Agaricomycetes; Boletales; Pisolithaceae
Exons: 7
Coding region: 1-1527 (508 amino acids)
Cellular component (GO): mRNA cleavage and polyadenylation specificity factor complex
Source: RefSeq, a predicted model, not a curated record